AUGCAGAAAAGAAGACAUUCACGGCAAUCAAAGAAUCCAUUCCACGCUUAUGCAUUCGAGACACUUCUGUCUGGUUCAUGGCAAGCUGUAGAGCUCAUAAAAAUUGAGGCAGGAAUUACGAGUCUGCAAUCCAUAGAUAAUCACCAUAGGACCAUAGAGGAGGGCCCUUUUUCAGAGCUUAGAAUAAGAUCACGAAAAGCCACUUUAUCAGAUUGCUCAGAAUUUUUAAGAGGUGGGAUUGACAUUUGUGUUCUCUCAGCAUCUCAGCAGAGUGGUGAUACUAACUCAGAUGGAUUUUCUGAUAACAAGGUGUGGGUUGAUGCUAAAAUAAAUUCUAUACAGAGAAAACCCCAUAGUUCAGGAUGCUCGUGUCUGUAUUAUGUAAACUUGUAUGUUAAUCAAGGUUCACUUGGUAGGAAGAUAAGAACUCUUAGUAAAGAGGUUAAGGUAAUCGGAAUAAAUGAGAUUGCCAUCCUCCAGAAGCUUGAUCGUAGUGUUUGUGAAGAUCAACACUAUCGAUGGGAAUUAUCCGAAGAUUGCUCCAAUCUGUCGCAUACUAAAUUGAUCAAUGGAAAAUUUUUAUCUGAUCUUUCAUGGUUAGUUGUUAUAUCUUCUUUAAAGAAGGUUUCAUUUUGUGUAAGAUCUGUGCAAAACAAGAUUGUGUAUCAAAUUUUAGAUAGGGAUGUUGGCAGCUCUUCAUUAAACAUGAAACCUCGGAUAAGUGUUUUUAAUUUUGAGGUGAGUCACGAUGGCACGUUAAAGCCCAUUGUUACUCAAGUUGAUGCAUCUGACACUGAUGCAAAUGGCCAUGCAGAUGAUUCCCGUGAUGAUGUUCAGGGCUUAAGACGAUCGGGACGUAGGAACAUACCACCUGAACGGUACUUUAGUUGUGAUAAUGUUUCUGAAAUAAAGGUUGGCGAUGUUCGAACCUGGCCAUACAAGACCAAGAAAGGGAAGGAAGAUGGUGAUGACAUGUGUUCUAGCAGAGAGAUUAAAGUAUACUGCAGGAGGAAUAGAAAAAAUGAAAUAAAGUCUGGUGAGGACGGUCAAAAUGAACAUCAAACUCAACUUGCUAGUGUUUCUCUUCUUGAAGAAGGAGAUUCAUUAGUCCCUGAGCAUCAUGCCCUCAAUGACAACGUUACUAGAGGUAAUGCAAAUUACAGCAACACUGAGCGUAAGAGGAAGAGACCUUUAGAUCUGAAAGGUGAUGAAGGUUGUGAUCCUGGAUGUGGAGACUUGAAUUCAAAUUUAAACUUCAACAGAAGAAAUGAUAGAAGUUUAAAUGCAUCUGCCUACGAGGAAAUGAUUGAUUCUUACUUCAAGGAUAUUUAUAGAACUCCAACAAAAGAAGAACCAACUGUAAUGGAAGUGUGGAACGAAAUCAACAGAUCGGAGAAAAAGAAGGAAGCAGAAACGCCUCAAACAGAGGAAGAUGAACAAAUCUCUGAGAUAGAUAUGCUGUGGAGAGAGAUGGAGAUGGCAAUGGCAUCAUAUCAUAUUGAAGAAGAUUCAAAUGCUGCCAAUUUUGUUGAGAAUUCCGAAGAACCUAAUCAUACUUGUCCACAUGACUACAGAUUGAAUGAACAAAUUGGAAUUUGUUGUUUCAAAUGUGGCUCUGUGAAAACUGAGAUAAAGUACGUGACGCCACCCUUUCUAGAAAAGCAUUACCGAGCGAGGCACCAAGAGGAGAGGCAAUGCAGUGGAGAAGAGGGUGAUAAAGAUGAUGUUUUCCAUCAGUUAUCAACUCGUGAUGAACUUACUUCUAUGGAACAUGACAACGUCUGGAAGUUGAUCCCUGAACUUAGAGAAAAGAUGCAUGUCCACCAAAAGAAAGCUUUCGAAUUUCUUUGGCAAAAUAUUGGUGGGUCUACGGAUCCAACACUAAUGGAUGCAGAAUCCGAAAGAAGAGGGGGUUGUAUCAUAUCUCAUUCUCCUGGAUCUGGUAAAACUUUUCUCAUCAUUGCAUUUCUCAUUAGCUAUUCAAAGCUAUUUCCGGGGAUGAAGCCUCUUGUCCUUGCUCCAACAACCACUCUUCACACUUGGCACAAAGAAUUCAUCAAAUGGGAUAUUUCUAUGCCAGUGUAUCUGAUUCAUGGAAGCCGUAGACCUCAGAGAGACGAUAUGCAAAAUUCAAUUGCCCUUCCUCCUUUUCUACAUCCAAAUAGAGAUGUCAAGCAUAUUUUGAACUGCUUGGACAAAAUAAAAAAGUGGCAAGCAAACCCAGGUGUUCUGAUCAUGAGUUAUGCCUCUUUUUUAGCAUUGAUGAGAGAGGGUUCAGGGUUUACACCCAGAAAGUAUUUGGCUAAAGCAUUGAGGGAAAGUCCUGGGAUCCUGAUACUUGAUGAAGGUCACAAUCCUAGAAGCACUAAAUCAAAGUUGAGGAAAGUGUUGAUGAAAGUGCAAACAGAUAUAAGAAUUCUACUUUCUGGUACGUUAUUUCAGAAUAACUUCUGUGAAUACUUUAACACACUUUGCUUGGCAAGACCAAAGUUUAUAUACGAAGUGCUGAAAGAGUUAGACCCAAACGACAGAAGGAAAAGAAAAAGGGCAGAGAAGGAACGCCAUUUGCUGGAGUCACAAGCUAGAAAAUUGUUCUUAGACAACAUUGCUGGGAAAGUUGAUUCAAGUGACGAACAUGAGAGAAUGCAAGGUCUAACCAUGUUGAAGAAAAUUACAAGCGGUUUCGUAGAUAUUUAUGAGAGCACAAGUUUUGACAGUGUUCCUGGCUUGCAAAUGUAUACGUUGCUGAUGAACACAGGUGGCAUGCAGAGUGAAAUUUUGGAGAAACUGCACAGGAAAAUGGCUGAUUGCGCGGGAUUCCCUCUGGAGUUAGAGCUUUUGAUAAUCCUCGGAUCAAUACAUCCAUGGUUGGUUAAAACAGCCUCGUAUGCAGAGAAGUUUAUCCCUCUGGAGCAGCUGCAGCAGCUGGAGAAAUGCAGGUAUGAUUUGAAAGUAGGGUCAAAAGUUAAAUUUGUUAUGAGUCUCGUUCUCCGUGUUAUGGAGAAGGAGAAAGUACUUAUAUUCUGCCACAAUCAUGCACCUGUGAAGUUAUUGGUAGAGUUAUUUGAGGUGGUGUUGAAAUGGCAGAAAGGUAGAGAAAUUCUGUUGCUCAAUGGGGAACAAGAACUGUUUGAACGUGGGAAAGUGAUAGAUAAGUUUGAAGAAGCGAAAGGACCAUCGAAGGUGCUCCUUGCUUCCAUUACAGCUUGUGCAGAAGGUAUUAGUUUGACAGCAGCUUCGAGAGUGAUUUUUCUGGACUCAGAGUGGAAUCCAUCGAAGACAAAGCAAGCUAUUGCAAGGGCCUUUCGUCCUGGUCAGAAAAAGAUGGUUUAUGUGUAUCAGCUUUUGGCAACAGGCACAUUAGAGGAAGAUAAGUACAAAAGAACGACUUGGAAAGAGUGGCUUUCCAGCAUGAUUUUCAGUGAGGCCUUCCAUGAGAACACCUCACACUCCCAAGUAGAGAUGAUUGAAGAUGACAUACUCAGGGAAAUAGUUGAAGAAGACAAGUCCAAAUCAAUUCACAUGAUACUCAAGAAUCAUAAAGCUUCCACAAACUCAACCGAGCUAAAUAGGUCAAUAUAA
Molecule: messenger RNA, 3582 nt
Organism: Vigna unguiculata (cowpea)
Lineage: Eukaryota; Viridiplantae; Streptophyta; Magnoliopsida; Fabales; Fabaceae
Product: SNF2 domain-containing protein CLASSY 1-like
Biological process (GO): gene silencing by siRNA-directed DNA methylation
Molecular function (GO): ATP binding
Source: RefSeq, a predicted model, not a curated record